AUGACUCGCACUCGCUCUAUGGAAAAUCUCUCCAAAAUCCUUCCUACCCCCUUCUCCGACAAAUAUGUCUUCAUCUCUGAGUCAUCUGAUGAAUCCUCCUCCGAUUCUCAACAGUUGGCUGUCACCGAGAAAUGUCCUGCUCCUAACCCUACUUCAUCAGUCAAAAAACCUUGCUCACGUUCCUUAGAUCCUUUCUCUCCAAAGGACAUGCAUAAGUUUUGGACUGAUAUGCAAAAUAAAAAUUUCUCUGCUUUUAAGAACCGUGUUGUUGUACCUGAGCGUAUUGUGAAUCUCUACCAGUUAAAGGAUGCACACUGCAAUGAGGAGAAAGUAGGAACAUCAGAGCAGACCUUCAAGUCAGAAGGAGCAAGUUGACUAGGAAAUAAGAGUCAACUAAUGCUUCAAAUUUAAAAGGAUCAGCAAGAAAGGGGAAGCAAGUUGAUUGCAGAAAUAGAAAAGUCAACUGAUGAUUAUUAUUUGUCAUUAUCAAAAAGGGGAGAUUGUUAACUCCACACUCUCACUAUAUGUUUUAAUAAAGACAAACUAAUAAAUAAAUAUCUUGCAGGAUUCACCAAAGAUACAAGAGAUCGAAAGAGAUUCCAGAAUCUCUAAGGAAUCAACUCAAAGAUAUCCAAGAGUAUCUCGCAAAGAAAGCAAACAUUCAACAGCGAGAUGGUCGACGCUAAAAUUGGAAUAAUAUCAAUCAAGAAUAACUCGCAAACGAAAAGCAAGAAUCCAACAACAACUUGACCGGAGCAAAACCUGGGAAGAGAAUCAAUCACCACGGGAGCAAAAGAAAAGAAGAUUACAGACGUAUCUGAUGCGGACGUGUAUGAGUACCGUGCAUGGACAUAUCUGAUAUGGACAUACUCGGUAGCAUUCCUCAAUCAAGGAAUCAAUUAAAAUCCUUGAAUGGGACGAAAUCUCUUGGGUUCCCUUACGAAGAAAAGAAGAUGAAGUAGUUGAAGAAUAUAAAUGAGAGGGCUGAAGAUUGGAGCAAGCAGGCAACUUCAAGAAAGAACUUCGAAGUGUCUCAAUCUUAGUCUUACAAAGCUUUGUACUUAACAGUUUACAAUAGUUACAUAAAAACAUCGAGUCAACUUUGUAAUACACAUUGAACUUGUGUCACAAGAUCUAAAGAAUAAAUAAGUCUUUGGAACUUGUUUAUC
Molecule: messenger RNA, 1169 nt
Organism: Capsicum annuum
Lineage: Eukaryota; Viridiplantae; Streptophyta; Magnoliopsida; Solanales; Solanaceae
Exons: 2
Coding region: 1-375 (124 amino acids)
Source: RefSeq, a predicted model, not a curated record